CGAAAAUCCUGUCUUCUUCUCUCAAUGUCUCACUCAACGACUGCGGACAUGAUAUCGGACGUCCACGACAUCGAAAAUGCAUUGUACAACUCAUUCUCAGACCUCGAGAGCGUUAUCGGCCGUUUGAUGGGGAGCCAUGGGAGGGCAGAGAGCGCGUUAGCAACCUUGAACGAUGCGACCUUCUCCACCUUUACAAGAGAAAUCUACGCCCGGUUUCCGAAGACGGCUCGUCAGUUCGUCGGGAGUCUAUCAUCGUUUCUGCUCUCAAGCCUCGCCACUGCCCUGACCGACGUCAGCCAGCAAGGAAAGCUCGGGAAGUCUCGCGAUUCGAACGAGUGCUGGAAGGCCGUCGUCCUCGCUCGGCCAGCACUUGCUGAGAUAGCGUCGCUGUCCGACAACAGUAGAUGGAGCCAGGCCGAUAUCCGGGUCAAGCCGUUUGUAGACCUCGGCGUGGACCCUCCCUCAAACCCUCAAGAGCUCUUCGCCUUGGAGACCCAGAUCCUCCGUGAUCAAGAAGGUAUACUUAAGCAUUUCUUCUCGCUACUGCGAGGUCCCGCCCGGGACGACAUCAUCGCGCGAUGGCACGCUCUGGCCGAGAUGGAGACUGUCGUGGACUCCGCGCGUCCGGAGUCCUCUGGCUCCGACGAGACUGCCACGCCCGAAGCCCCACCGGAGUCUCAAACACCCAUCAACGCCCACCCUGCCCUGGACGUUCUCCCUUUGAAGGCAGCCUUCUACGAGGAUCAUGUGAAGGGCUUUGGAGAAUGGGAGGUAUUCAUCACCGACAACGCCAACUCCGACUUCCGCAAGCUGCGAAAGAAGUCUCCAGAGCUACUUCGUGUCGUCAUGAAGAAAAUUAGGGACCUCUCGCGAGGUCACUUCUCCCCGGAUAACCAGAUCCUCAUUUCCGACACCGAAAAUUCCGUUCCCAUCUUCAAGGCGAAGAUGACUGGUGUCUCCCGGCUGGUAUAUCAAGUAGACUGCGUAAAGGAUCUCGUUUCCGAUUCAGAAUUCCAAGCACUCCGCAUUUUUGGAGUAUACAAUCACGCUGAGCUCAAACACAAGGGGAAUUUCUGGGUAGAGCUGAGCCGAGACCUAGGACGGAAGGGAAAAGAAUAUCGUGACCGAUGUCGAGCCCGUAGUCAACCCACGAGGACCGCAAGAGACGUGUUCUCACCGGUCAAAUUUUGGUUGCAGAGCGAAGAGGCCAACAAAGGCGAAGAUGAGCCCCUGCCACUAGCAAGUCUCAAGGACGUGGAUUACUCCGAGGUUCUAUCGAUGCAUAGGUCUGUCACACUAUCCAAGGGCCUAUUCAACAGUUUCCUCGUCGACAGAGACAUCAGGUUCAUGUUCCGACCUUCGACGAAGGAGAUCGAGAUUAUCGAGCAUCCUCACUCAUGCUAUGUGAUAGGUCGCUCUGGCACGGGGAAGACCUUAUCCAUGAUGUACAAGAUAGUAUCUAGAGAGCGGGGCUGGGCUAGCAUAUCCGCGGAGCUUCCGAAGCCUCGUCAACUGUUCGUCACUCGCUCGCGCAUGCUCGCAGCUGAAGUGCAGCGUACCGUUGAUCAUUUUUUGGAGUCGUUCAAGCUUGCAGAUUUGACCCAGCAAGAGCUACUGGACAUAUGGAGAAGACAGGUCGACCCGAUGGAUGAAAUUCGACCCCUUCCGAGGAAAUGGAGCGACCUUGACGAUGAGCAUUUCCCCAUGUGUAUCAGCUUUGACCAGCUGCGCGAUAUGCUAGAAGCGGACUUUGCUGCCUGUGACCCCUCUAUGGCCACGACUAUAGGAGAGUUGGGCGAGGAUAUUGAUUUCGAAGAACAUGCUGCGUCGUUUGUUUCUUGGAAGAGAUUCGCUACGGCAUAUUGGGAUCAUCUGCCGCAACAUUUGACUAGAGGAUUGGUCUCCGUAUUCGGAGAGAUUAUGGGUGUUCUGAAGGGCUCAGAGGGGACGAUCGAUACACCUCAUGGCAAUCUUGACCGCGAGGCAUACUUGGGUCUAAGCCCACGACAUUCGACCUUCGUGUCCAUCCGGAACCAGAUCUACGAUAUCCUGCAGCGGUACAACUUACUCAAGCGACGUCGACAUGAGUAUGAUGAUGCAGAUAGGCUUAUCAACGCGCACACGCUUCCCGGGAGACCUGUGAACUUCUUGUUCAAUGAUGAGGCCCAAGACAACCUCAUCAUUGAUAUGCUGCGCAUCAUCGUUCGUGACGAUGCCUCUCGAAAGAGGUUGUUCAAAGCACUAUUCUCGCAGGGAGUACAGGUUGGUCUAGUCAUGACUGUAUAUGAGAGCAAGGGUCUAGAGUUCGAUGAUGUCUUCAUCUGGCACUUCUUCGACAGCACAGAUCCAAGCGAGAGGGAAUGGAGCGUCAUAUGUGAUCUGUUCCUGGGACGUUUGACGCGAUCACUGCACCGAUCUGUGGAUGAGUACCGCCAUCUCAAAUCUCUGUAUGUUGCGAUCACCCGAGCACGUAAUCGCCUAUUCAUAAUUGAGGAGUCAUCCAAGGGCGAUCCCAUGCUGGCUGUCUGGCAAAAGCUGGGAUUGGUUGACGUCAACGAGGACAAUCAACCAAUAUCUCUUUCCAUGAAGACGCCUGAGCCAGAGGAAUGGGCUAAACGAGGCAGAUCGUUGAUGGACAAACAAAACUACGAACAGGCGAAGUACUGCUUUGAACAGGCCGGGUUUAGGCGAGAGGGAGAUAUCGCUCAGGCAUACCUUGAUCAGGAAGCUGCAGUCACUGUCGAGCAGUUCCGCAAGGCUGCACAGUCGUUCAAGUCUUGUGCGGACUUGUGCUUUGGUGUGGCUGAACAUGAACAGCUUCUCAUCGCGUCGGCCAUUUGUUACAGCCGUGCUGGAGCAUUCGCCGAGAGCGCAGCGUUGUACUACACUGCUCGUGCGUACACAAGAUGCGCGCAGCAGUACAUCAAGGCUUCAAUGAUGGAUGAAGCUCGGCAAGUUAUUCUCCGGCACCGGAAUGAGAUCAAUGCAUACGUCUUGAGGAAGGUCUGUGUGCAUUUCCUGGACUCAGGGGAGCAAGAGAAGGCUGCAGAGUUAUUUCCCGAUCUCGACACAUUCUCUGAAUUCAUUCGGUCUCACAACCUCAUCGGUCAUCUCGCGACAUAUCUCGAGUCCCUAGGGCUUCUUGAAAAAGCUGCAGAAGUCCGUCUCGAGCUGAACCAGGUGGAUAAGGCGAUUGCGCUCUUCCUUCGCGAUGAAAGUCAUGGUUCGGUCGCACGGGGAACUAACAGGCUCCUUGACGAACUUUGGCGGCUCCGGACCAUGGGGCAACCAGAGAACAAGUACUCCAAUGUUCCCGACGUGCUGAUUGACCUCGUGUCCUACCGAAAGUCACUUACCGGCCUACGGUACAGGGAUUAUGAGCGCGACAACAACGAGACUCACAUGUUUUCGUCCAUCAUAUCCCGCCAGGCAGCGGAUCUCAUGCAAACCGGAGUGAAGCUUUUCUCAGUGGGCAAUCAAACCAAUGCUGCACUGCUUUCACUGGACUACGCCUUCGCAUUUUUGCUUGAAGAUGCUUCACUGGAGCCGAGCGUGCUCGUCGACUCUCCUGAGUUUUUCCCAGCCUUCUGCACCUACGCCACUCUUCUCAAGUCUCAUCACCCUUAUGGGACCUUGGACGCUAAUGAUGACGCGAUUUGGAGGGAGCGAACGUACUGGAUGUAUGCGCUCUCCAGUUCGCUCCAUAUCCCCUUCUUUUCCCUGGGCACACCCUCGAUGUUCCACCGCUCGCUCGUCCCCGAGUUCUCAGACGCCGCGCGCGUCAUACGUUCGUGGAUUAUCGACAUCCUGUACUUUGCCUUCACGCCUGCUUCGACUCACUGGAUCUCGACUGGAGCGCUUCGGAUAGACUUGAUACCCUGCGCCGCUCUGCUAGGGUAUAUUCUAGAUAAGCUUGAAGAUCACCCACGGUCUCCGCAAUCCCGCGUUGUCCCAAUUCCCCUGGAGCUGUGGUAUGGCAAGUUGUACUCUCAGCACCUCCAGCAGCUCGGAGACUACGCUUCGAGGAACGAGCCUUCGCACUUCCAGAUGCCUGGUGCUUUGUUGUAUCUACAAUUCCUGCUCGAGGGAGGCGGUGGAUCUUUUGGACGUGAGGCCGUCAUAAGCUAUAUCACAGAGGGGCUUUCCACCGCGAUCGUUCUCGCCAACCGCGGUAGAAAAGACAAGCCCUUGCACAAUGUCAUACUAGUGCGCCGUUGGGUCAUCAAUCUUGCGGAUCUGUGGAGUUCUGCGAAGCCGCCGACGCAUCACCACAACGAGCACGUACAGAAAUUUAUCAAGCUGUUCCCAGCGCUUCUGGGGAGUCUUUGCGCCGUUCCGGAUGGUGCUUCCAUCCGCAGGGUCCUUCGUCCUUUGUCGAAUGAUAUCCUUUCCUACGUAUCCAGCGUUGUCAAGGCACUUACUUUGGUGGGACAUUGGCUCAAACAUACAGAAGAAGAGAGAUUAGAGAUGGUCGGCUAUGUGACCAACAUUCCGGUGCACUAUCGUCCGCCUCACUUGCGGAGGUUGUCCGCAGGGUCGCGUUGGACGCACCUCAGGGAAGCCAUCUGGUGGCUGAGCCCUCCCGCUCUGCCUCGCAUGGACCAGCUCGUCCACAUACAGAACAGCUCUUUAGCAGAUACGGACCCUAUGCGCACCCCGGGAUUCGUAGUCCGGGUCGCGUACGACAGGUUGGGUAAUCUGGAGUCGCAGCUCACCGUUCCCCAACCAACGAGACAAACAGCUCCCUUCCCAGCGACAUGGUUCCUCCCAAGGCGCCAUCCUCUCGAUGGAGAGAAGGUCGUAGUGCCGUCCCAUAUCGCACCGUGCCUCCUCGGACACCUCUGGCCGCAGGAGGUGUAAUGUGAUUGAGGGUUGCCGUUAAUACCUUUGUCGUGAUCUCCAAGGCUCGCUCCCGUUACUCGUCCUGUCAAAACGCCCGAUAUCAGCUAUCGUCG
Messenger RNA from Dichomitus squalens LYAD-421 SS1, 4955 nucleotides. RefSeq lists its product as uncharacterized. Bases 25 to 4860 code for a protein of 1611 amino acids. The transcript is spliced from 34 exons. The record is from RefSeq and is a predicted model, not a curated record. Gene Ontology annotation, molecular function: protein binding; ATP binding; hydrolase activity. Lineage: Eukaryota; Fungi; Basidiomycota; Agaricomycetes; Polyporales; Polyporaceae.